Messenger RNA from Penicillium samsonianum, 1914 nucleotides. RefSeq lists its product as uncharacterized. Gene Ontology annotation, biological process: transmembrane transport. Gene Ontology annotation, cellular component: membrane. Gene Ontology annotation, molecular function: ABC-type transporter activity; ATP hydrolysis activity; ATP binding. The transcript is spliced from 4 exons. The record is from RefSeq and is a predicted model, not a curated record. NCBI's taxonomy places the organism in Eukaryota, Fungi, Ascomycota, Eurotiomycetes, Eurotiales, Aspergillaceae. Bases 1 to 1914 code for a protein of 637 amino acids.
AUGCUGUUGUUUGUCGUGGUCUGUGUGAUCCAAGUGGUCGUCGAGAGCAAGACCAAGCAAAAAGACCCGCAGAACAAAGAUAGCCAGCUUUCCAGGCAGACCCGGAACCCGAUGGCUUUCAGACAGGUUCAGCCUUUUUCCCGCACCGUCAAACAAUGCUUCAACUGGCUCUCAGCUGGUGUGCUUGUGACGUUCCUUGCGGAUGCGACGAUCUAUACCGCCCACGUUUUAAUGGCGCGCUCCGAGUGUUGGUGGCGCGGGCAGUCUGCAGUGAUUUAUAUCACCGGCUCUAUUUUUGCCUACACAGUUAUCCUUGUCAGCAUACUCGAUACCACCCCGUCCCCGACGGCCACUCAGCUUACAUGUUGGUCCUUCGCCAUUCCUACCGAGCUCAUCAUCCUUACAGUCUCCCUCUCGCUUUAUAACUCAGAACAUUAUGGGCCAGGAGUCGGAGACCCCAACGGAGGCGCGAUGCACCAAAGGAUCACCUUCUGGGAGUGUAUGGAAGCGGUCCCCAACGGUGUCCGUAUAUUGAUUCUAGUCUCUCUUGUUCUCCUCUACUGUACCAAGUCCGGUGCUCACAUAGGCCAUGAUGGAGAUUCGGAGGAAGACCAAGGUUUUGCGUUUGACGUUUACUAUGCCCUUGUGGUUGGAAUCUCGGCACUUGUUUAUGUUUAUAUUACCAUUCGCAUCGCUCAGAGGAAUGCGAAGACCAGAAGAAAGAUGGUCGAUGCUUCGAGGCAUGAGGAUGCGAUCAAAAACGAUUCGUUGGUGUCCUACGAAACGGUGAAAUACUUCAAUGCCGAACGACACGAGUUUGACCGAUACCGUCGCGCUAUCUGCAACUACCAGAAUACGGAGUACUACACAUUCCUCUGUGGGACCCUAUUAAACGCCAGUCAAAACACUAUCUUGUUGACCUGUUUACUGGUCACGUGCUUCAUCGCUGUGUAUCAAGUCUCUUCUCUCCAGCAACCCGUGGGUCGGUUUGUUACCUUGUUGAUGUACAUGGCCCAGUUACAAGGUCCCCUGAGCUUCUUCGGGGCCUUCUAUGUCUCUAUACAGUCGUCUUUGAUCAAUGCCGAGCGUAUGUUGGAGCUUUUCAAAGAGCAGCCAACAGUCGCUGACAGCCAUUGCGUUUCCCCCUUGGCCACUUGCCAGGGAAAAAUCGAGUUCCGGGAUGUUAGUUUCUCAUAUGAUGCGCGGAAUCCUGUGUUGACCGGACUCACGUUCACUUGUCAACCAGGAACGACUACAGCUUUGGUGGGAGAGUCUGGUGGGGGCAAAUCUACUGUUCUCCGUCUCCUCUUCCGAUCCUACAAUCCUGAAAAUGGCAAAAUCCUCGUCGACGGACAUGACGUCCAGGAUAUCACGAUUGAUUCUCUUCGUAAAAAUAUUGGUGUGGUUCCGCAGGAUACGACACUUUUCAACGAUACUCUGAUGUACAAUCUAAAGUACGCCGACACCGACGCAAGUGAUGAAGAUGUGCACCAGGCUUGUUCCAAGGCCGGAAUUCAUGACAAAAUCGAGGGUUUCCCAGAUGGCUACAACACCAAAGUUGGAGAGCGUGGGCUGCGCCUCAGCGGCGGUGAGAAGCAACGUGUGGCAAUCGCUCGAGUUAUCGUGAAAAACCCGAAAAUCAUACUGCUGGAUGAAGCUACAUCUGCGCUCGACACUAAAACCGAAGAGCAUAUCCAGACAUCCCUAGCUAAUCUCUCCAAUGGCCGAACCACGCUCAUCAUUGCCCAUCGGCUAAGCACCAUCACGUCGGCAGACCUCAUUUUAGUUCUCGGCGAUGGCAAGGUGGCCGAGAGCGGCACCCAUGAGGAACUAGUGAGUAUGGAAGGCCUUUAUGCCCGCAUGUGGAGAAAUCAAAAGGGCGAGGCAAAGCAAAGACAGGUAGAGUGCAUUUAA